GAUUAAGGGAUAAAAAUUAAUAAGAAAGCGGUAAAAAAUGGUGCAAAUUUUUUCCUAUUCAAACCCCUAACUGCCGCACCCCAUCUCUUCUUUCACACGUUCCAUCCCUCUCGUCUCUCUCUUCCUCUUUAACCAAAAAAGCCCUUCGAAUCCUCAACCUACGAGUCCAUCCUUCUCUCUUCACUGAAGCUGUGAAGCAGAAACGCAGGUUCCCUUCCAUCCUCUUCUUCUUCUUCUUCUUCCUCCUCUGUCCUUCCAGUGAACCCAGUCCUCCUACUCUGGUUCUUCUUCUUCUGCUUCUUCUUCUUCUUCUGCAGCUACUGUUUGAGGGGUUCGGUAUCACCUGCUCGAUUGAAAAAAGCAAGCACAUUUUAGUUUUACUGCAACUUUUUAUAUUAUUAUCUUUCUUUUGUUAAUAUUUUGUAAAGAUACGAUUUCCUAAACUACUUUAAUUUACGACGGAGCUUGGUUUCCAAAUAAAUUUUAGUCGUGUGAUAAAGGAUUGCCCUUUUAUUGUAAUGCUGAAUUUUUUUAUUAAAUUUGUUUAUACCUAUGUAUGUGAAUUUACCUAAAAACAUUCAGGUUUAAGGAUGUUGCCUGUUGAUCCGACAAAGAAGCUGUCUUUUACUCGUUGCAUUAGUGAUGGAGAUUUGGUCAUUGUCUACGAGAAGUAUGAUACCAUGAAAGCUGUCGAAGUGUGUGCCGGUUCUGUGCUCGGAAACCGGUUCGGCGUGUUUAAGCAUUCAGACUGGAUAGGGAAGCAGUUUGGUUCCAAGGUUUUCAGCGGCAAGGGAGGAUUUGUUUACUUGUUAGCUCCGACUCCCGAGCUUUGGACUUUGGUUUUAAGCCACAGGACUCAGAUUCUGUACAUUGCAGACAUUAGCUUUGUGAUCAUGUUCUUGGAAUUGGUUCCGGGAUGUUUGGUUCUUGAGUCGGGGACCGGGAGUGGAUCUUUGACUACUUCGCUUGCAAGGGCUGUUGCUCCUAAAGGACAUGUCUAUACGUUUGAUUUCCAUGAACAACGCGCUGUCUCGGCUAGGGAGGAUUUUGAGAAGACGGGAUUAAGCAACUUGGUCACUGUAGGAGUAAGAGAUAUUCAGGACGAAGGAUUUCCGGAUGAGUUUUCUGGAAGGGCAGAUUCUGUCUUCCUGGACUUACCCCAACCUUGGUUGGCUAUCCCUUCAGCUGCGAAAAUGUUGAAACAAGAUGGGGUACUAUGCUCCUUCUCCCCGUGUAUUGAACAGGUGCAACGAGCGUCAGAGACUAUGAGAUCAAGCUUUACGGAUAUAAGGACGUUUGAGAUACUCCUUCACACAUAUGAAGUUCGAGAAUGGAAAUUGGAUGACUUCCAAGGCGACGAAGCUGGUUCUGUUGGAUCUCAUCCACGUAAAAGGCAACAUCGAUCAAAUGAAGGAAGCAAUGUGCAGGAAACUACAGGUUCUCCCACGGUCAUGGCUAGGCCAUGUCGCGACGCCAGAGGCCACACUGGCUAUUUGACAUUUGCAAGACUCAAAUGCCUCUCGUAAAGUAUGCAACUUUAAUCUAGUUAUAGACAUAAAGCCUGAUUCUUGAACGUGGUUAACUUCGCACGUUAUGUAACGCGAAUAGCCCAAAUAGUUGGGACGAGGUUUCGUUUUUACUGGUUCUGUAAUGUGAAUUCUUGCAAUGAUUCAGAAAGUUAGCAAUUUGAAAGAGAAAAUGCAUGUCCAUUUU
Molecule: messenger RNA, 1713 nt
Organism: Pyrus x bretschneideri (Chinese white pear)
Lineage: Eukaryota; Viridiplantae; Streptophyta; Magnoliopsida; Rosales; Rosaceae
Product: tRNA (adenine(58)-N(1))-methyltransferase catalytic subunit TRMT61A
Exons: 3
Coding region: 591-1526 (311 amino acids)
Biological process (GO): tRNA methylation
Cellular component (GO): nucleus; tRNA (m1A) methyltransferase complex
Source: RefSeq, a predicted model, not a curated record